AUGAGCGGGGGAGGGGUGGGCGACGAGCUGCGCGCGGCUGUGCACGAUACGCGAGAACGAUGCCUGCUGCAGUCGUCGAAGUGGGCCGCUGAGCAGCUCGUGGCACUGCCGCCGGCCCACGGGCACGGCAAGGCACGUGGCGCUGCGGACCUGGACCUGGACGACGCGGUGCUGCUCGGCAGAUCGCUCGUGGAGUGUCGCGAGUACCUGCGCGCAGCAAACAUUCUCAAGAGCGCGAGGGGGCCCGUCGGCCGCUUUCUGUACCAUUGGGCGCGGUACCUGGCGGGCGAGAAGCGGCGCAAAGAGGAGCAAGUCGAGCGCACUGGCCCGCUCGGUCGCGUGUCUACUUCCAACAGGCACCUGUCCGCGAUAGAGGCGGAUAUCUGCAGCGAGCUUGGGCUCAGUCCGGGCCAGCUGGUGUCCCUCCCGAGCAGCAGCCAGCAGGGCCCCAGCACGGACCCGUUCCUGCUGUACAUGUUCGGGCUCGUCCUCACCGACCUCGGCAAGCUGGACGACGCGCUCGUCGUGCUCCUGCGCUCGGUCUCGCUGUAUCCCUGCCACUGGGGCGCGUGGCUGGCAAUCAAGGAGGUCGCGAAGCAACGCAGCAUGUCGGUGGAACAGGUUCGGAACUUGCACGGGGUGCCGCAACACUGGAUGUGCGACGCGUUCCUGGCGUCCAUGGCCAUCGACGCGCAGGAGAACGAGAAGGCGAUCCUGCACGCGCGCAAGGUUCGCCAGAUCGUUCCGGCUUCGCCCGCCGCGGAGCUGGUGAUGGCGACCGCCCAGUACCAGCUGCGGCAAUAUGAGGAGGCACAGCAGGGGUUCGAGGAACUCAUUAGCCGGGACCCGUACCGUGUCGAAGGCCUCGACUGCUUCAGCAACAUCCUGUACACUCUCGAGCUGCUCCCCGAGCUGUCGUCCCUGGCGCAGCGGCUUGUCAUGACGGACAAGUACAGACCAGAGACGCAGUGCGUCAUCGGCAACUACUACUCCCUGCGGAACGAGCACGGUCGCGCGGUGGAGUACUACCGGCGGGCAAUUCGUCUGAACCCGCAAUACAUCAGCGCCUGGACUCUCAUGGGCCACGAACUCCUCGAGCUCAAAAACGCACCAGCCGCGAUCGAGGCGUACCGUCGCGCCGUGGACAUCGACGCCAGAGACUUCCGAGCAUGGUAUGGCCUGGGCAUGGUGUACGAGCUCAUGUUCCAGCAGUACUACGCGCUGUACUACUUCAAGAAGGCAGUCGAACUCAGACCGCACGACCCGCGCAUGUGGUGCGCCGUCGGGCAGUCGUACGAGUCCGACCAGAUGAAGAUGUACGACUCGGCCAUCAGGUGCUACCGGCGUGCUGUGGACCUCGACGAUCCAGACGGUGUUGCCUUACAGAAGCUCGCGAAGCUGCACGACCGGCUCGGCGACUCGCAACAGGCUGCCUAUUUCUACGAAGCCAAUCUCCGGCGUCUCGAUGGCGAGGAAGUCACAACUGAGCACACGUCCGAGGCCUUGCUGUUCCUUGCAAGGCACAACCUGAACGAAGGGGACUGCGAGCGCGCACAGGAAUACGCGUCUCGUCUUCUGGACACUGGUGGACGGGAGCGCGAGCUGGCGAAAUCUCUGCUUCGCGAGAUACGGUCUAUCUUGGAAGCGAAAGGGAGGCAGCCCUCGAUGCCUGUUGGUGCACUUGGUGGGGAAGCAUCGGACAUGGAGCACGACGACUCCGACAGCUCCGGUGGGUCCUUGGUGUGA
Molecule: messenger RNA, 1746 nt
Organism: Pedinophyceae sp. YPF-701
Lineage: Eukaryota; Viridiplantae; Chlorophyta; Pedinophyceae
Source: the annotation of a GenBank genome assembly